Pseudozyma flocculosa PF-1 is the source of this 3039-nucleotide messenger RNA. RefSeq lists its product as uncharacterized. The transcript is spliced from 2 exons. The record is from RefSeq and is a predicted model, not a curated record. Gene Ontology annotation, cellular component: cytoplasm. Lineage: Eukaryota; Fungi; Basidiomycota; Ustilaginomycetes; Ustilaginales; Ustilaginaceae. Bases 1 to 3039 code for a protein of 1012 amino acids.
AUGUCGGCGCCUUCUUCUGACCGCAGGUCGAAACAGUCGUCGCCGGCCCAGCCUCCUGUUGGCCUCGCUGCGGCCGGCCGACCUGCACCGGGCCCUAGUGCAACAGAGACGUCGCAAGCGGACGCCACGGAGCGACCAGGCGGUGGGAAGAACGGCGAAAGUGGGACCGACGAGCUGCGCGUAGAAUCGUACCGGCGCUCCGACUCGCCUCGUGAGGUCAACGCGGCGACGACGGCAAGUGCUGGUCUAGCCGUGGGCAGCAACGGACGACCCCGUUUGACGAUCGACAGGCGUAGUCUGUCAGUCAACACAGGAGCCCUCGGCCGCAGCCCUGCCCCACCCCUCUCGCCAUCGGCUGCCCAGUGGCAGAGCCUGGAGCGUCCGCAAAUUGCAUCGUCCGGCGUUGUCUCUUCCAGCGUCACCAACAUGCAUCCGCGAGACUCGACCUCUUCGGCGAGGCAGGGGCAGUCGCUCGCCACCAUGCACGAGGAGGACCAACACGUCAACAGUGUUUACCAUGAGGUGACGGGCCCGCUGUCGGCUGACGCGGGACUUGCCUUCGCUACCGACCUGCAAUCAGCGUCGUCGGGCUGGGGCGAGCUUGGCGAGGGCAAUCUCCGAGCUUCGCGCCACCGAUCGACGUCGAGCGCCGCCGCCCUUGCGCUGCACGGUUCGGGAUCGUUGGCCCUCGGCGCCGCCGAACCGCACCCCUCACUGUCAACGGUGCGAAUCGGUUCCGGAUCGUCGGCAAGGUCGAUCUGGGAGCGCGAUCCUCCGCCGGGCGAGGCGUUCGGAUAUGUCGGCAGGUACCGGACGGGCUCCUCGCCACACACGUUCCAUGCUGCUGUCCAGCGCGGCUUCAGCUUCUCAUCGUCGUCCAUGCAAGGCGGGAGCGCUGCCGAUGUCCAUCAAUCGGCGCAUCCGGGGUUCCUCCGGGACCGCGGCCUGUCGAUCGGCAGCAACGCCAGCGCCAGCACCAGCAGCAGCGCCGCGCCCUUGCAUGACGCUUUCCCCUUCUCGCACCCAGGACUGCUGGCGGAGAAGGUCGCUGACGGCGCCACGGGCAGCUACUUUCCUUCGGCAGGGUUCGGUCAAUCGGCUUUCUACGCCGAUCCCGUCACGGGCCAAGCCGGCGGUACCGAGUCCCGCCGCCACUCAAUCGCAGGCGAUGUGACCCCAGACACAGGGGGCGCAUUCGGAGGGCAGCGUCGAGCCGUGGGCUUUGAGGUCAGCCGGACCAUCGGAUUCGGAGCCCCUUCUCGAAGCGCCCACAGGCAGUCGACGUCCGGCAGGAACCGCUCGUCGUCCUUUGCGCCAUUUGGCAGCGGCAGCCUCGCGCUGACCGACGACGACCUUGCCGGGGACUCGGACUUUGUCCCGCUGCAAAAGGAGCUCGACCGUGCCAAGAAGGAACAGGAUCGCGAGCAGCAGCACCACUACGAACGACAUGAAGACGACGGCGGCUUCAGGGUGCCAUCCGGCACGGCUGCGGCGUCGGGUGCGCAUGCCGCCUCGAUGCCGUCGGGCUUCGGUCAACGCAGUGCCGGCGGCUUUGGCGCGAGUCCGGCGGCCUCGGUCCUCGAGUUCGGACGACAGCCUCACUCGGGGCGGCUGGCGCUCAACAGCAGCGGCGGGGCCGGCAUGGACAGCCUGUCGGCUAGCUGGGAUAUCAUGACGCCGUCCGCUCCAUCCAGUGGCCGUUCCCCGGACGAUCGCAGGGACAGCAUCGCGAGGAUGACCGAUCAGCUGCGGCAGACCACAAUCGGCAGCGGUCGAGGUGAUGUUCGCGGCCCGAGUGGACCCGAUCGGGCCAACGACGAUGGCCAUGCAGCGGGCACGGACACGGUCAAGGCUAGCCCUGGCGGAUCGCCGCGCCAGCCACAGCGCUUCUCGCUCUCGCCGACCGCCAAAGUGUUCCAGGGAAGCCAGCUUGGGAGUUCUACGGCGGCAUUGACCGCUGCUGAGAAUCUGUCGGCCCUAUCGGCAUACGACGGCGCUUACCUGAGGCAGCGAUCAUCGUCCAUUGCCGAUCACACCUCUCUGGGCACCGGCACCGGCACCGGCACCGGCACUUUCCAGCAACAUGUCAAUCUUGGUGGCCAUUACCACGCAGGUGUCGGAGGCCCCGGCAGCGGCGCUGCAGCCUUUGGACCUGCCCCUGCAGCGGGCUUCCAACCAUCCGCCGGAGCUGCUGGAGGUGUCGGCGGCUUCGCCGGCCCCUAUAUGGCGCCCGGGUAUUCGCUGCCGGCUCCGGCACAGCUGACCGACUUUGCCAUGAGCGGCCUGGCCAGUCUCGGACCCCUGCCGCCGCCCUCGGGAGGCGGUUCGGGCGGAGGGAGCGGCUUUGGUCCAGGCAGCCAACAGCAGACAGACCUGCAGGAUCUGGGCAAGGGGGUGCCGCUGUCCAGUCUCGCCAAGGAUACGCCGCUUUACAUUGUUGAGUUCAAGCAAGGCCGCACCGACCUCUUCUUCCGACCUCGCGGAGCCUCCGACGAGCACAUUGCGAAAGGCGACCUGGUCAUUGUCGAGGCCGAUCGGGGAAAGGACCUCGGAUCGGUCGUCAACGACAGCAUCACCGUCGAGCAGGUCCAAUCCUUCCUCGCGCAUCAGUCCGAGCUCGCCAUGAUUGCUGCGGGUGGCGGCGGCCGAGGCGGCACUUCCGACGACGCAACCUCCAGCGGCGGCGCAGGAGGUCUCGGCAGCUCGCCCAGCUCCCCGACCACGGUGCGACCGACACGCUCUAUCAACCCCAAGCGGCUGUUUGGCAAGGCGACGCCAGCCGACAUGAGCCUGCUCUACUCCAAGGCGCAGGACGAAGAGCGGGCCUUGCAGCUUUGUAUCACCAAAGUGGGCCAACGCGGCCUGCCGAUGACCAUCGUGGCUGCCGAAAUGCAGUGGGACCGUCGCAAACUGACGUUCUACUAUACAGCGAGCAUGCGGGUCGAUUUCCGCGACCUGGUCAAGGAGCUCUUCCGGCUCUACAAGACAAGGAUCUGGAUGUGUCACCUCGGCCACCCCAGCGGCACCGGCAUGAUGUGA